AUGAAUAAAUUCGAACUUGAUGAAACAUUGAUAGAAAACGCCCUAUUUUCCGAUGUUAUCAAGGCAAUCUCUGAUAAAUUUAAAACAUUCAAAGGACAAAUUAAAAUAGAUGGAGAGAUAGUCGAGGAAGGGAAUCACAGACAAUACAUGUCACUCCUCGGUUUCAAUGGCAAAACCUUUCACAAUAUCUUUUCAAAUAUGGACAAAAAAUCCGAUGCUUCCGAUUGGUAUUUUACAGGAAAAAUAAUUUUAAUGAAAGACAAUUUCCAAGAAAUAAAAAGAUCGAGAGUUGGCAGAGGAGGAACUGAUCUGCUUAAAAAGAUCAAUGAAUACGAAGGCGAAAAUUGUUACAUACCUACAAAUGGGCACUGUUUUAUCAAAUGCGUCAAUCGUGUUUUGAACAAAGAUUUAACGUGUAAAUUUCAAGAAUACAUCAACGGGUUUUCAAAAGCAAAUAGAAAAGGAGUGAUGACUUGUGCUAGAAUGAAUGAAUUCAACAAGAAAUUCAACACUUCGUUUCAAAUUUAUAAUCCCAAAAACAGACAUUUUCACCCCAGAGACGUUCACGAUGAAUUAGAUUGGGUUUUGUACUUACACAACUCGCAUUUCUGUUUGAUUAGAAGAAGCCAAAAAAGUUUGGGAAUUCAAGAAAUAGAAGACAAUUACGAACAGGUGUGGAAAACGUGUAGAGACGACAACGCAGUAACACAGGUUUCACCCCUCAAACUAAACGUGCUUUCGAGUAUGAGCGAUGAUGCGUUAUUCGCUUGGGAUUGCGAAACGUAUUCAGAAAAAGACACGCGAAGAGCAAUUCCAUAUUGUUGCACUUUAAUUAAUCUAGAAAAACUAAGGAAAAUGUUAAACAGAAUAAAUAAUCUAUUUCCAGAUUUAAAGCCUACAGAUCCCAUUCCAGAAGAAUUUUAUGAUAAACUAAUGAAUGUAGUAGAAAUAUUUUUAGGUACAGAUUGCAUCGAUCAAAUGUUGAAAUAUUUAGGUCAAUAUGAUAGAAAGAGAUUAAUAUUAAUUUCUCAUAACGGCAGUGGAUUCGACAACUGGAUCGUGCUUAAAAAUGCAAAAAAACUAACGCAUUGCCCUUUAAAAACACCCAGAGGAAUUCUAUCUUUUCCUUUAUCUAAUCCAUACACGGAUGAAGAUUUACAGAAAAAAUGGAAAAGACAGAAAGAAAUAAAGGGUAAUUAUUUACAACAUAUUAAUUUCACGUGUUCCUAUCAACACGAAUCCUCUAUUUUGGCUGCAUGGGGAAAUUCUUCCAAUCUUCCCGCGAAUUUGAGAAAGAUUGCCGACGUAGAUAUCGCUAAAUACACGCAAGACAACUGGGAGGAAUUGAGACACGAAUGGGAACCUUACGCCAAGAGAGACACUCUCUGUUUGGGAGCUUGUUUGAUAAAAUACAACCAAGUGACGAAAGAAGUUGUAAACCAGAAUAUGUCCAAUAAUCUAACGGCUCCAUCUUUAUCUUUAAAGGGUUGGUAUUAUUUAUAUCAUUACGAUAAAGAAAUGGUGGAAGAAGAAUGUGAAUAUCCGAGAGCAGAAAGUGGAAGACCGUUUCUACCAGAAGAAGAAAAAGAAUUUGUAAAACUCUUCAAUAAACAAAAAUUCAGACUUAGAACAGCUAUUUUAACAGUGUGGUUUGAGUAUCCCAAAAACAUGUUCUUCCAACCGAUACCAGCUAAAGAUAAAAUCACUUUCACGAAUAAAGAAGGUAAAAAGGAAACUGGUAACAAAAUCAGGUUCAGAAAUGGUUUCUGUCACGACGUUUUAACAUCGGUCGAUAUUCAAGAAAUAGUGAAAGCCGGUGGACGAAUUAUUAGAAUAUUAGAUGGUAUAGUUUACGAAGAAAAUUUUAAAACUCCACCCUAUAGAGAUUAUAUUUUAAUUUUGAGAGAUUUAAGAAAUAAAUAUAAACGAGAAGGUAAUAUCGUGGGUAGUAACUGCAUGAAAUUAUUAGGUAAUUCCUUGUAUGGUAAAUCAAUUCAGAAAGAUAUAUUCACAACUAGACAUUUAUGGAAUGAAGCAACUUUACAGGCCAACUUUGAUUCACGCGUUAAAACCUAUGAGAAAAUUAAUGAUACUCAAUAUAUUGUUGAAACAGAAAUUGAAGAAAAAGAGAUUACUACCGAAGACAGUAAAUCUACAGGACUAACACCUAGUCAUUUGGGAUCAUUCGUUUUAUCUCACAGUAAAAAAAUAUUGAACAAUUUCAUUCACGUCAUAAAUGGAUUUUAUAAACCCGAAAUAUACUAUACCGACACCGAUAGUUUGUACAUUUCAUCCAAAAAUUGGAAAAAACUAAACAGAGCUGGCUUGGCACCAAAAGUCAAAUACAACAUCGUACUAACUUCUGAUGGUGUUUUAAAAGAAAAGAAAACGUUUAAAGGUUAUUCUAACGAUAAGAUAAGUGUAGAAGAUUACGUUCAGUUAGCAAGCGGACAUGAUGUGUCGAACGAAUUUAAUAAACCAUGGGAAAAAAGUUUCACCAAUGGAGUAGUUAUUCCAAAUGAUAAACAAACUAAAGUUUUUAGAAGUUAUUUGAAUAAUGUUAAAAGAAAACCACCAAACAGUGAAGGAAUUAUGUAUCCUUACAACGACAAAGAUGAGUAUAGUUUUGACGAAAACUAUGAAUUUGAUGAUUCCGAUUAUCUUUCUAAUCAAGAAGAGAAUGAAGAUUGUUUUAAAUGA
Lottia gigantea (owl limpet) is the source of this 2700-nucleotide messenger RNA. RefSeq lists its product as hypothetical. The record is from RefSeq and is a predicted model, not a curated record. The transcript is spliced from 2 exons. The coding region runs from base 1 to 2700 and encodes 899 amino acids. Gene Ontology annotation, biological process: DNA replication. NCBI's taxonomy places the organism in Eukaryota, Metazoa, Mollusca, Gastropoda, Lottiidae. Gene Ontology annotation, molecular function: DNA-directed DNA polymerase activity; nucleotide binding; DNA binding.